GUGGCUGUCCCUCGGUCUCUGUAGCUCAGGUUGCCCGGCGGCCGGAUUCGGUACCAUGUCCAGGAAGCAGAGUGUUCGGCCCCGGCCGGGGAAGAAGGCCGGGAUAGAGAGAAAGAGGGACGAGCGGGCAGCCCGGCGGGCUCUGGCUAAAGAGCGCAAGAACCGGGCCGGGGAGGCGGGGGACGCCGAGGAGUUUGUUAGCUUCACUAAUCAGCUGCAAGUCCUGGGGCUCCGGAUGAGAGAAGUGCCUGGUGACGGGAACUGCCUAUUCCGAGCCCUGGGUGACCAGCUGGAGGGUCACUCGCGGAACCACCUCAAACACCGCCAGGAGACCGUGGACUACAUGAUCCGACACCGCGAUGACUUCGAGCCCUUCGUGGAAGACGACGUCCCCUUUGCCAAACACGUGGAAAAUUUGGCGCAGCCGGGCACGUUCGCCGGUAAUGACGCCAUUGUGGCCUUCGCUCGCAGUAACCAAGUGAAUGUCGUCAUUCACCAGCUCAACAAUCCGCUGUGGCAGAUCCGAGGUUCAGAUAAGUGCAACGUCCGCGAGCUGCACAUCGCCUAUCGGUACGGGGAGCACUACGACAGCGUGCGGCACAUCAAUGAUAACGCCGAGACGCCGUCCAACCUGCAGACCGAGAUGUCUUCCAAAGACGAGUCCAAUCGGAAAGGGAAGCAAAAGUCCAAUCCGUCAGAUGAGCGGCAGGGGGACGCGGUGCAGAAAGUGCGCAACGCCACCGGUUGUGCGGACGUCCACCUGAUCCUGCAGAGCCUGGAAGCCGAGAGCUACGACAUAGAGUCCACUAUUCAGGUCAUUCUGCAGAUGGAGGAGCUGAAACACAUCGCAGACAUCGGCCCGGACUACAUCGCUGAAGAAGGCGGCUGCUACGGGAGGCCGGAACGCACAGGGAACCACGGCACCGUAUCCGAGACCGCGACCGGACCAAAGGCAGCGCAACCGGAGGACACCGCCGAUCCGAGGAAUGUUCCGGAAGAGAACAAAGACAACCAAAAGUUCAGUAACAAGCAGCGGAAGGAGCAGCAGCGACUGCAGAAGAAGAAGCGGCAGGAGGAGAAGCACCGGCAGCGGGUGCAGGAACUACGGAUUAGUAACAUGGACAAUAAUCGGCAGGAGGAGGAGGACAGGGAUGCGGCCGGCGUUACGGUUGUGAAAGCUCUCACCGCUCUGAACAUUUGAUUGG
Messenger RNA from Nanorana parkeri, 1205 nucleotides. RefSeq names its product OTU deubiquitinase 3 (gene OTUD3). Gene Ontology annotation, biological process: protein deubiquitination. Gene Ontology annotation, molecular function: cysteine-type deubiquitinase activity. The record is from RefSeq and is a predicted model, not a curated record. The transcript has 8 exons. Bases 56 to 1201 code for a protein of 381 amino acids. NCBI's taxonomy places the organism in Eukaryota, Metazoa, Chordata, Amphibia, Anura, Dicroglossidae.